Molecule: messenger RNA, 10508 nt
Organism: Pocillopora meandrina
Lineage: Eukaryota; Metazoa; Cnidaria; Anthozoa; Scleractinia; Pocilloporidae
Source: the annotation of a GenBank genome assembly
AUGGAGAAGAAACGGCAACAGUUCGGCCUGCGCUCGGAUGAAGUUCCCGCUCAAUUCCGCGAAAUGUUCAUCUGUUCUGGCUAUCGCAAACCUUACAGUACGGCGAUGGAUUGUGUGAAGAGUGCUUUCUUGCCACUGAACGAAACUGUCAACGUUUGGACACACUUUGUCCCUUUUCUGCUUUUCCUGGUACGUUUUGCGUUCUUAUUCUCGAAAUAUUCUCUUAUCAAGGACGCCUAUGUGUAUCCUUUGCUAUCAUUUGCCAUUGGAAUCUGCGGAUUUUUAUUGAUGAGUUCUGGAGCACAUCUCUUCAACUCCAUGUCUCCGAGAGUACGACACAUUUGCUUCUUCUUCGAUUAUUCAGCAAUAAGUGUUUACAGUGUCGGAGCAGGACAAGCAUUCUACUUCUACAGUCGCUCUCUGAAUAGUAGUGACACUUUGUUCAAUUCCUGUAGCGCUUUCCUAGCGAUUUCAUGUUUAAUUUCCGUUUUCUCAACCUUCACCUGUUGUGCCUCGAGGCACAGAUGGCCUAAGAUGAAAUACGUUAUUCGCACGCUUUGCUUUGUGCUAGCGUUUUUCUUCAACAGUUUCCCAUAUUUACAUCGUGUAUUUGUGGAUUCACCAUCCCAGUUUGAUACGCCGGAAGAGCAGCUCGCCAUCUCCUAUUUCCGACGUCACUCGGUCUUCUACCUAAUUUCCGCGUUAGCCAACAUGUCGCGAAUGCCUGAGCGGUUAAUACCCGGUGUGUUCGAUUUCGUUGGCCACAGCCAUCACUUCCUCCAUGUUUUCACUGCUCUUGGGGCAGCGGAUCAAUUCACAGCCAUUCAAAUCCAAAUGGAAUCGAGACGAAACGAUUUGGAGCGUUUCCCAAUUGCAACAUUUGGGAACAGUUUAGGUCUUAUGGUGUUUAUUUGUGUAAUUAACUGCGGUAUAGUGUUAUGGUUUGGUAAGAGUCUUCGAUCGAACAAGGAGGAAGAGCACAAAUCACUAUAACUGUUUAAAGAUGUUACGCGUUUUAUUUUUCGAUCGAUUGUGUUACAACCUUCCGUAGCUUUGGGAUUCGAUAGGUGAAACUUUGAAUGAAAUAAGCAUACUUCUAUUCAUUAGUCUUUUGUUGCUUUGAGAAGUGUUUGUGAUUUUUCAUUUUUCAAAAGAAAUGCUUGUAAGACAGUCACAAUAUCACUGAAUUUCUAGCUCGCAGGUAAUAAAACAUUUAACAGGGAAUACUUCAAUUGAUACAAGUCUAGUUUAAAAUGAAAUCGCUUUUUGAAGAGAAAAGUUGACAGGAAAUAUAGAAUUUUGCUAUUCUUGGUGAAAUAAAUUGAGAAAAACGUUGUUUGUUGGAAGAAAUGUUUCUUUAGAGUAAGUUAGUAAAAUUUGGUCGGCUUAAUAUUUGAGAAAUAAACGAACAAAGAUGAAUCUGUCAGUGUAUAUUUAACCAGUUUAUUGUCAUAAGAACAUGGGACUUGAUUUCGAAUGGAAUUGGUUCCAGGUAUAAGUACCCGCCAAAUGAUAGCUUAACUUGAUAAAAUACCCGCAGCCAGUGACGUUAAUUUAGACUAUCCACUUAUCAUAAUUUAUUUUAUAUUCAAUUUUCUGAUCGGCUAUCCCCCGUACCUUUUUAUUUUAAUUUAUUUUGUCGUUCCUGCUAAAAUUGUGCCACUGAAAUGUUUUAGUUUAGUAGCUUUGGGGAUGAAGUUUCUUGUUUUCUUUUGGCGAAGAGAUGCGGUCUAAGCUCACUGACAGAAAAGUUAAAAAGUUAAAAGAAAUACCAUACUUUAUUACAGUCUUCCUCUCUGAAAAGAUCCCAAAUUAAAUAACGGUGCGUUCCUUUAGGUUGCAGAUGAGUCUUAAGAUGCUAUCCGAGGGAGGGAGGGAAGGUAAUCCUUGACCAGUCUGUCACACGAUGUAAAGCGUGACACUGCUUUGGCUGUAUCCCAAAUUAAAGCUAGAAGCUAGAGAUCUAAACAUGACUGUCGGGGAGUUUCUUGUUUGCUUCUCAGAAAAAUGCCACAAAGAAGACAUAAAACAGUACAUCAUCGAUUGUCUAAAUUCUGCAAAGUUUAGUGUCACCCGAGAGGAAUUUGAAGGGAAAACUUUACUAACCAUCGGCGCUCAGUUCGAUGUCCUUGCCCAGAAGGUGAGGCUGGUGCUUAGGUCAGAUAGCGAACAAAUUGUUUUGCUCAAAGAGUAUUUUUAAAAAAUUAUUUGGGCCUUCGAUACCGUUAAGGAACAAGAAAUAUUACUGAGUAGAGAACUUCUUGUUUAGGCGGAAGAGACCGGUUUGGAGAAAAGAGCAACAGCUGAAAACAAGGUAGGAACGUUUAUCGUGGUUGUUUGCAAGUGGAUGCACUGCAGAUUUUUUUAUUCUUGUUUAAUAUUAAUGACCAAUAUUAGCAUAGGCCACGUUUUAAUACUUCGUGUAUCUUAGAAAUAUCGAUUCUUUUGGAGAGUUAUUAUGCUUUUUGUUCCUUUAAAAUUAUUGAGUUUAACUAGAGAGGCUAUAAUUUCAUAUUUCCCAGAUCCGACUGAGAUAUAUUGCAACAAACUAGUGCGUGUAAACUGUCAGAAUUGUUUAACUUGUACCGAUAAGUUUGUACUUUGUACUUUUCCGCCACAAAAUAAUGGUAAAGGCAGUGCUAAUGAUGAUGAUAGGGUUUAAUUAACUUUUUUUAAUUGCAAUAAAUUAUUCCCAUUUCUUGACAAAGAGAAGGGGGGGGUUACUUACACCCGAAUACCCUCUUUUGCCACACCCGUAAUGACUCGAGUUUGUUUUUUCACCCAAUAUGAAGCACUUGUAGGGUGUAGUUCAUUUUCUGUUCUGAACAGGCCUCCUAACCCCCCUCUCUCCCAACCCCAAUUGAUUCAAGGGCUCAUUUAUUUCUUUUUGCUUUCAAUGUAUACUUAGGCUGGCUUUACCCUUUCCUUUGAGUGAAAAACAGUAGGAUCAGGCAGGCACAACCAAUUUUUGUUCCUUUUCCACUCUUUUUCCAGUGCCCACUUACUGAAAGCCUAGAAAAGGCUACAUUUUGUCCUUCCUGCCCCAAAAAGUAGUAGGUAACAGGAGGGGGUAGAGAAGAGGGUACCUUUAUCAAGCCCAUCUAUUGUCUGCCAGUAACAAUGAGUUUCUUGCUGUUCAUUAAUGAACUAGAAGAAAAAAAUUUCACAGGAUUGAUGAACUUGAAAUUGCUGCAACUUUCACAAAUUUUUCCACAGAUUUGCCAGUUUGUUUUUGAAAGGCUUAGUGAGUAUGUUGGAAAUGAAAAUCAGGAAACGUUUUUCACUCCAGCUGAAAGAGCAUAUCUGCUUGAGAUUUGCUUGGAAUCUGUGCAGUAUAACAGGGUAAGUUGAUCCUAAAUAAUGUUUUACUAGACCAUAGAAAACAAUGAUUGUGGUAAGUUUGCCACAGAUUGUGGUUACUCCUUGAACAGUGCAUGAUACUAGCUCUUGUCAGGUGUGUUUCAAUGACUUAAUGCAGCUUUUUAUUUGAAUAACUAGCAAAAAUGCUGCACUCAGCUAUUUAUUUAUCUGAGGAUUGAAGAACAUGAUUGUUGAAUUUCAAUUAUGAAAUUUAUUAGCUUAUAAAAACCUUGUGCGACAUUAAAUUACAUUCAAUUAUCAUUUUGUUUACAAUUUUUUUUCUUAAAUUUUAAAUGUUCUAAGUAAAAAAUAAAGUUAUGAUCAGAUUCUUCCACGAGAAAGAAGAACUCUUUAAAAUGUGCUACUCCCAGUGUGUGGCUUGGUAGCCUAGUUUCUUAGUUGGUAGUAGCACCCAAAUAGUAUCUGGGAGGCACAGGUUCAACUCUUAUCAAAGCCUGAUUUUUUUUCAUUUCUGCAACUGCUUAAAUUGUGUCUCACCAGUGAGAACCAUGAAUUGCUUUACUUUAUUUCCUCUUUGUUAGGAGCAUUUGAAGUCUCUUGGUGUUACCUUCAGAGGGGAGGGUUCGUUUGUUACAGACUUGCUGCAUUCCAAGCCACCAAUUUUUGAGUCUGCUUUGCCUCUUCAUCAACCCCACGAACAAGAGAAAAUAUGGAACAAAAUGAAGCAAAAUGUGAUUGUUUGUCCCUUGCAAGAAAUUAGAGAUUACUAUGGUAAAAGUGAACCUUUAUCAAAUGAAUAUUAUGUUAGGAUUGCUUUUAUGUUUAUCUGUAACUGUACCAAUCUGAAAUGAAAUGUAAGACUAAUGAAUAUGAUAUAUGUACAUGCUAAAUUUACUGGAAAGGACCCAUGAUCUGCCUGUGAAAAAUAACAUUGAUAAUUGUCUUGAUUAUAAAAACAGACCCUCUUAAAAGGGAGAAAUAUCUUUAAUUCAGAAACACGCAGUACCAAGAACUGUUUAUUUCAAUAUCUUUAUACUAUGAAUGUGUCUGUAGAUAUCUUAUCCAGUUUCCUGCUUUGUUCCUAUGAUCCUUGAUGUCCCUAUCAUACUAUCCUCAGUGCCCCACUCCUUCUUUCAGACACUGUUAUGUUCCUUAUUAUUCACUGAGAAAGUUAUUAUUGUUGUUUGUUUGUUGUUGUUUUUUUCUUAAUGUAUAGGGGGCAUUUAUCUGUCUCUGAGGAAGCUAAGCAAAAUUGGUUCCACUCUAAAUAAAUCUGUAACUUUUUUUUGUAGGAGAAAGUGUAGCAUUUUAUUUUGGAUGGAUGACAUGUUUCACCUGGACUUUAGUGCCAAUAGCUUUUGCAGGAGUCCUGUUGUAUUUCUUCAAGCCACCUGGUGUCACUGUGGAUGACAACCCUCUGUUACCAUUGUAUGAAGUUCUAAUGGCUUUCUGGGCAAUCAGCUUUCUGACAGUAAGUAAGACUUGAUAAUCAAUUAGAUCAUGGCCUCUCCUGAGACCCUUGAACUCCCAAGAUCUGACUUUUGAUUCUCCUUUCCAGCUGCUACAUAUUUCCUUGCAAUUUAUUUACAAGAAUUUGGGGCUAGAUCAAGAUAACAACUACCUGAUAAGUUUGAGUUAAUGUUCAUUACCUGUUUGCUGGAUGAUGUGUGGAAUUGCUAAAGGGAGAAGUUACUAGUCAAUCACUUUUGGGAGUGGAAAGGUUAACUCUUUACUUAACAUGAAGUAGGUUUUACAAUCAUGAUAAUGUCAAUUGUGAAAAUAUACAAAUUUACCAUUAAACUUCUCUACAAAAGCUAUCAGAUUACUAAUUUCUUAAAUUAUUUUAGCUACUAAUUAAUCUUUCAGCGAUGAAAGAAGGGGGGGUAAGUUUACCAAUUACUUAUUGACAUGUCAGGAAAUUAAUUUUUUCAAUAUAUGGCCUUGUGAACUCAUCAUUUCUUUUAAUUCCUCAAGCAAUUUUUUUUCCCAUUCAGCUCACUAAUUAUUGCUCAUUUGUAGGAUCAUUUGUUAAAUAUUAAACAUCAAUUUAUUUCACUAUCAGGUAUGGAAAAGAAAAGAAUCAGAAUAUUCUUUUUUGUGGCGAACACAUGGCCUUGAACACUUAGAACUGCUUCGUCCUGAGUUUUCUGGUGAAAUACGGCCCAGUCCUAUAACUGGCAAACCAGAGAAGUAUUUUCCCAGAUGGAAAAGAUGGCUACGUUAUGGUUUAAGUUUCAUGUUGACCUUACCAGUCCUUCUGUUGGCUAUUGGUGCAAUGCUGUGUUCACUGAACUUCAAUGGAUACAUCAAGGAUAAAGAGAGUCCUGUCUAUAUUGCAUCCUUUGCUUACUUUGCAGAACCGGUUAGUUUCUAAGCUGUUUGAGUGAACUUUUAUUCUUGGUUGAAAUGUUUAUCCAAACUAGUUUUGUUUGUAAUUUACUUUGUUUGUAUUAAUCAUAAUCUUAAUUUAAACAAGAUUUUAAACAAAGAGAAAAUUUUAACUGCAUUUUACUUAUCCAUCUUCCCAUUAUUAAAUUUAUGUAUAUCAAGUUAUCUUAGUUGUAAGUGAUAGUGAGUGUACAGUACAUUAUCCUAUUUUGAUCUUUGGAAAUAAAUUGUAUUUAGCAUAUGGAAAUUCACUGAUCAAAACAUCAUAUUUCAAACUAACACUACUCAGCUAUUAAUAUUUAUCUGAGAAUUGAAGAACAUACAAUUGUUUAAUCUGACAGUUACUAAAUUUCUUAGCUGAUGGAAACCUUGUCUGACAUUAAAUUAUUCAGACUUCUCAUAUAAUAUCUUAAAUUAUCAUGGCUUCUCAUAUAUUCCUCCCUCUUUCAUUCAUUUCUGCAAAAUGUGAAAACUGUACAUGUAGAUCUUUUGUGAAUUUUCUGCUUUCUGCUUUCUGCCACUCUGUUGCACCUUGAAUAUCCUGAAAACUUCCCAUCCUAUAAUUAACUUAAGGUAACUCCAGAAAUCUUUUUAACUAUUGUAAUGUAAUCUCUUAUUGCUUCUGUAACAAAAACUCCUAUAAAAAAAAAAGGUUAUGGACUGUGUUCAACCCCUUAAACCUUAAGAGUGACCAGCUUCUAAUUUCUCCUUUAUGUUCAUAAAAUAAUAAAAGUAAUACUACCUGUUGAGUCAUGAGAGUAAAGGAAAUGAUCACCAACCUAAUAAGCUUUGAUUGUUAAACAAAUUCUCCUUGUCAGUACCAUGGGAACUGUAUGGAAAACAGUUUGGAGAGUAGGGUGUAUUCAGGGUUAGCCUUUGUAUGAGGGGUGGAAUGAAAAGUGCUCUCUAAGUCUCCUUUUUUGUUUUACUGUUGUUGAUCAUUUAAUAAUUUCUUUUUUAUUAUUAUUAUCAUUAUAAGGGCCACAUUUUUGCAGCUGAUAACAAGUACUAUGGUUACCUGAUCCCUACAAUUGGCCAUUCAGUGGUUAUCAAUAUUUUGAACAAACUGUACCGUUCUGUGGCACACUUUUGUACUGAUCUGGAAAAUCAUAGGUAAUGGUUUGAACCUGUUUUCUCAAAUUAUUACACAAAUAUACAAAAAAAACUUUAGCUGCAUAAGAUGAUUUAAAGCAAUAGAAACUAUGGCCAAGUUGUUCUCUUCAACCUGGACAAGGAAUGGCAGGUGUUUAACCCUUUAACUCCCAAGAUUUCAUCAGUAAUUCUCCCUACUGUCUGCCAUACAAUUCAUGUGAUGUUAGUUUGGAGAAUUUGAAAUUGGAUCAACCAAUAAUCCCCUAGUUGAUAUCUUUCUUUAUUCUCAUUACAUAUCUGCUUGAUAUUAUACAUAUAGUGUAAGGAGAAAUUCUGUUUGGGUCUCUACUGGGACUUAAAGGGUUAAGACAUUGAGAUAUAAAUGAAAUUUGAUGAAAAGGAUGUUUAUUUAUUAAGUGCUAGGAAUCUAAAUUACUUUUUGCAAAUAACCCUCUGACACCUAAGAGUGAUUGGCAUCUGAUAUCUCCUCACAGUAUCACCAUGAAUCACACAUUGAGGUUAUGAGAAUAAAGGAAAUGAUCAACUAAAGAAUCUCUUGAUUGUGAAAUGAAUUCUCUUUGUUAGCUCAGAAAUGUAUCAAGAGAACACUAAGGAGAAUAUGUAUUCUGAUAUUAGGGUGCAAAGGGUUAAGCAAUAGAUAUGGCAAUGGACAGAAUGAUUAUUCAUCUUGGGUGAUUUUUCUGUUCCACAAUGGAACACAAUUUUGUACUUUGUUACAGAAAGAACUCAAUUGUUAUAAUUUUCUCUUGUUUUUUACAGGACUGAAAAAGAUUGGGACAACUCUCUUAUAAUAAAACGGGUCUUGUUUGAGGUCUUUGACUGCUUCCUUCCUCUCUUCUACAUUGCAUUCUACCAGCUCAAUGUUGUUGCUCUGAGGAGAGAACUUGUUGGACUGUUUUGGGGUAAGUGUGUGAGUGAAGUUAUACCCCUUUGGGAUACACUUUUUUUUUUUUGGGUGGGGGUGGGGGAAUUGGGAAUGUCAUUUGAGCAAAAAGUGGAUUAUUUGCAGUUGUAUUUCCACUGAUUCAAUAUUUAGAUUCACCAACUUUUUUGCCUUUCUGUUUUUGUCUUAGGUGAUGAAAUUCGUCGCCUAGUAACAGAAUCAAUUCUCCCAUAUUUGACAGAGAAAGGUCAUGUAUGGAAAAUACAGAGAGAUUAUGCUAAAAGCAAAAAGGAUUCAGAAGAGAAAACGUUUAUUCCUUCUCAGGUGAAUACACUGAUCUGUUCAUCCUUUAUCUACCAUUUAUAAUGCAAACAUAGCUACAAGUUGCAUUAUUGUUUUCUUCAGAUUUAAUUUUUCCUUGUUUUUGAUGCAAUUUAAUUAUAUUUUUGGUCUACUGGUUGUCUGGUCUUAAUUUUAAUUAGCACAUCUUUCUAAUGAUAGGCUCAGCGGGACAUUGUUUUAGAGGAAUAUGAACAGUUUGAUGAUUAUUUGGAAAUGGUUGUACAGUUUGGGGUAAGUAUAGUUUUUCAAAUUAGCAGUUUAGGACUAGAAUUAAUCUGGUUAUAAAGUUAGGUAAUUGUACAAAAAACAUGAAAAAGGAGAGUAUAUUUUAAAUUCCAAUAGUUCACUGAUUCCUGACUUUUAAAUUUUACAUAUUAUGGAAAAAUUAAGUCAAGUAUGUUUAUUAAUUUAUUAGAAUAAGAGAGAAGGUAAGUUUUGAGCUUGGUAAAGAAAUAGAGAAAGAUGUUUUUUGUCUUAUCUCAAGCGUGGGACAAAGAAAAAUUCUGUUCAAAUUCUGUGCUCCCUUGCUCUACCACUGAGCCGCAGAAACUAUAUGGUGAGCAAGGCCCAUUACAAAGUUCAUGUACAACAUAUGUACUGCAUACUUCAAGGAUCAGCAAUUUCAAUAGCAAUUAAUCAACAAUUUCUUUUGUUCACCAGUAUGUGACACUGUUUGCCUCUGCAUUUCCACUUGCUGCUGUUGUGAGCAUCGUGUUCUUGUUCAUAGAGGGAAGAGCUGAUUUGUUCAAGUUACUUUAUGUGUGUCAACGACCACGAGUAAGAAGGUAUGUCCAGGGUUAGUUCCUUGCAGGUAAACAUGAACAUGUACACAGUACCCCAGAACUUCUAAAUUCUCAAAAUUCAAACUGUCUUUCACUUGUCUGUUGGCUCAAACUAAUGAAGACUAAAACAAUUUAUUGUUAUCCUGCAAAAUAACUUGAAUUAGCCCCAGGCCUCUGUACUGCAACUGGUCAGCUGUUGAGUGACAUUUGUCCCUUCUGUCCCCCAGGAGCUCCUUGUUUCCUUAUCAACCCUUUACCUCCCAUGAGUGACCAGGAGAGAAUUUCUCCUUACAAUAUCAAAACAAUAUCAGCAUAGAAGUUAUGAGAAUAAAGCAAAAUAUCAAUUAGGGGAUUAUUAGUUGGUUCAAUACCAAAUUCUCCAAAUUGACAUCAUAAGAAUUGUAUGGCAGACUGUAAAGAGAAUUACUAAUGAGAUCUUGGGAGUUAAAGGCUUAAAGAUGCCUAAACACAUUCGCUGUCUACAUUGUUCGCUGUAUGAGUGAAUGUUAUGUAAGAGUGGUGUGGCAAGGAAUAAUUUCAUCCAGGAAGAGAAGAAAGUUCUCUAUUUGGUCACUUCAAAAGUCAUUAAAAAGAAGUCCUCAAUAUCUUGUCCUAGAAUUCUCCGUGUGGUUGCUAAGCUAAGAUUUAUAAGUCCUUUCGCAGGGUAUCCAAUAUUGGUGUGUGGUACAAUGUCCUUUACCAGAUGAUGGUCCUCUCCAUGCUUACAAACAGUUUAAUUGUUGGAUUUUCUUCGGAACAACUUGCUGUUUGGUGUCCCUGGAUGUAUGAGACCAUUGACAAUGAUCAGUUCAUUGUUUCUGGAUAUGGAAGGUGAGUAGGAUGAAUGAGAUCAUAAGAAACACAUAACAUUUCCCAUUGUUUUCUGUAUUAAUAUUAUUAAUUUGCACUUGGUAAUCUCAAUUUGUUUUCAUUUUUCAGGUAUGUUGUGGCUAUUGUGUUUUGCAUUGAGCAUUUCUUGAUACUGUGUGCUGUAAUAGCAAGAUGUUUGGUGUCUGAAAAACCCAAGUGGGUACGCAUUGCAGUUGCCAAAGAAAAUUAUGAGAAAGCACUAGAAGAGAAGAAGAGAAAACAGAAAACUGAGUAGGGAACAUGGCUUGAACAGUUUGGCUAUCUUCUCAAUUUCAAACAUGUGACUCCACUGAUGUCUGCUGGUAUUAAACACACUUGGAAACUCAGGAAAUCUAGUAUCUAAUUAGGUAGAAUGCAAUAUUUAAUUGGACUAAUACACUGUAGUAAUUAACUCAUUGACACAAUGAUCAAAGUUUUAAUGCACAGUUCUUUAUCAUUUUCCAUUGCUCUUUAUUAGUUCUAGGUCAAGUUUUUCAGUUUGUUUUUGUUUAUAUUCCUGGAUGUUUUCUCUCAGAUAAAGCAUGAAUCAUCAAUUGCUAGCUCAAGAAAUAUUGAUAUUAGAAAUUAUAAAUAGAAAUUUAAUACUUCAAACAGUUCUUUUUGUGGGUAAUUUAUUCAACAAUUCAUUAAAAUUAUUUAUAGCUGCACAAUUUGUGGGAAAUAUAUUCAGUACACUGUGUUUAAAAAAGUUACUCAUAAAAGUCUGUAACAAAAAUAUCCAAGAACUUCAACUAAUUGUAUUUGUAAUACCAAAGUAUGUGCUGCAAUGCACCAAAUAAAGUUGGAAUUAAAGAUAAUUUAUUGACGGU